Mesorhabditis spiculigera is the source of this 1521-nucleotide messenger RNA. The record is from the annotation of a GenBank genome assembly. Lineage: Eukaryota; Metazoa; Nematoda; Chromadorea; Rhabditida; Rhabditidae.
AUGAAGCAACUUGCGUGGCUGAUUGGUUCUUCAUGGAUACUUCACGAUAGCAACGAAAAUAGUCCUCAAAAAUCCAAGAAAAAAUCGGAAGAGAAACAAACACAGUCUUUGGCGGUGAUGAGCAUCCAAAACAUUGGAAUCUGGAUGGCCACUAUGUUAAUACCAUGCUUGGCCGUGGUUUACGGGAUAUCUGGUCGUGCUGACGGCUUAAAAAGAGCGGCUGAGGACAUCCAAUGUUAUAAUACCUGCCGCUUACGGGUUGCCGAAAGCAUCCCCGUUAAUAUUUCUUUCCCGGGAGCUAUGAUGCCAGAAACGACUUUCGAGGCAUGGAUGAGGCUCAUUUCUCACGCUGAAAAUGGAUUAGUGAUUGCUGCUUACAAGUCAAGUCUACAGGGACACCAUGUACUCGAUCCCAUUGAUCUCCAUUUUUCGAUAGAGGGCGAUACCAUAUUUCAACAACUGAAGGAGCGUGGGGCUGAAAUCGAUAUUCAAAUGAUUGAAAGUUUUCCGCCAAAGGAUCGUGGCGACAAUGAGGAUGGAAAUAUUCUUGAGCGUCUUGGUUUGUUGAAUCGGCGGAAGUUGGAAAUGAAGCGGGCAUUAAAACGAGACGGAAAAAUGCACUCAAAGUUUUUGAUGGCUGACGAUAAACAUUUUUAUAUGGGGUCAGCUAACCUCGAUUGGAGGUCAUUGAAUCAGAAGAUGGAGCUGGGGUUCGUUGUGGAAGAUUGUCCUUGUUUGGGCAAAGACCUUCGCUCAAUUUUUGAUACUUACUGGCGAUUAUCAGUAGGAGAUUCAGUCUCGGCUGCAGCUAGGUAUAAUAAAGAGAAGCCGCUGCAUAUGUCUAUAGAUGGGGCCGAGACCGAAGCAUUUAUUGCGGCAUCUCCGCAGAUACUGAAUGCAGGUCAACGGACUUGGGAUCUUGAGGCUUUAGUCGAUAUGCUCGACUCAGCCCGUGAGUUCGUCCAUGUACACGUUAUGGAUUAUCACCCGAUUUUUGUCUAUGGAAGGGGAAAAGAAUUAUGGCCAACACUUGAUGAUGCAUUGAGAAGAGCUGUGGCUAGAGGUGUACAUGUCAGGGUACUGUCCGCGGCAAUCCAUCAUCCGGAGAUUGGCAUAAGGUUUUUGAAAUCGCUUCAGGACCUUGACGGUAUUAAUCGAAAUGGUAGUGUACAAGUGAAAAUCUUCAAAGUGCCUCCCCCACCAGCCGCCACCUCGUCAGUCAUUAUACGUGAUCGACGCACACAUAACAAGGUGGUAGUAACCGAAGAAGCUGCCGCUGUUGGUACAUCCAAUUGGUCGGGUGACUAUUUCGAAGGAGGGACAACAGGCACCGCCAUCGUCAUUCGCCAACGUGGAGAUCAAAGGCCAUUGAUCCAACAACUUUCCUCAAUCUUCUUUCGCAAUUGGAAUUCGAAAUAUGCUCACCCAGUGCACGAAUAUUUUGAGCACUGCAUCAGACGACGCGAGGCGGACUUUUGUGAAACUGAAAAAGACCCGCGACUCUUUGAUCACCGGAAAUAU